Molecule: messenger RNA, 768 nt
Organism: Gloeophyllum trabeum ATCC 11539
Lineage: Eukaryota; Fungi; Basidiomycota; Agaricomycetes; Gloeophyllales; Gloeophyllaceae
Exons: 7
Coding region: 1-768 (255 amino acids)
Cellular component (GO): endoplasmic reticulum; endoplasmic reticulum membrane
Source: RefSeq, a predicted model, not a curated record
AUGCAUCUCCGGAACAUAUUGAGGGGCGGGUUAGCGCUGGGGUUUCUGGCAGCGGUCUCUGCCUCACCGGUGGGGGACACUGAGGAGCCCGCUGUUCUCGCGGUUGCCGUCUUUCCCGAAGACAAUCCAUUCGGACACGUCGUCAAUGGCGAGAGAAACAAGCUGGAUGUAUUCAUUGAGAACACCUCUGAUCGGAACGUGACACUCUUGAGCAUCGCCGGCUCCGUGCACCACCCAGAGACGAAUGCUCUGAUCAAGAACACCAGCAGUCUUACAUACGGGGUUAGGUUACUCGAGGGGACGAGGAUUCAGUUGCCCUACACAUUCUACAGCGAAAACCAUUUCCUCGCACAGCCCGGCGAUCUGAAGUUGAAUAUAUGGUUGGAACACCUCGCCGACGAUAAAGUAUACCGUGUCACGGCGUAUGACUCGAUCGUGACCGUCGUCGAGCCGGAAUUGUCAUGGUUUGACCUCAAGAUGCUAUCCACGUACGCGAUGGUCGCGGGUAUACUUGGCGCGGUGGGAUAUUUUGCUUACCAGACGUACGCUCCUGCGCCGAAGAAGGCGCGCAAGCCGCGAGGAGAGGCGAUAAGUGCGCCGGUCGGUACGGUCACUGCCACUGGUGCGGGCGGGUACCAGGAGGAGUGGAUCCCUGAGCACCAUUUGAAGAAGUCGAAAAGCAGGAAGGGCGCGGCGAGCAGCGGGGAUGAAUUGAGCGGCGGAGAGACGAGUGGAACCGAGGGGAGGCGCAGGAAGGGGAAGAAGUGA